Perognathus longimembris pacificus (Pacific pocket mouse) is the source of this 3407-nucleotide messenger RNA. It is a transcript of the gene Lypd6, whose product is annotated as LY6/PLAUR domain containing 6. Gene Ontology annotation, molecular function: acetylcholine receptor inhibitor activity. The record is from RefSeq and is a predicted model, not a curated record. Gene Ontology annotation, biological process: positive regulation of canonical Wnt signaling pathway. The coding region runs from base 198 to 713 and encodes 171 amino acids. NCBI's taxonomy places the organism in Eukaryota, Metazoa, Chordata, Mammalia, Rodentia, Heteromyidae. The transcript has 4 exons.
GACUCCCUGCUUUCUUGUGCCCUAACUCCCCAUGCCUCUCUAGCCCAUCUCACCUACCCCAGGCUAGCCAAGAGUCCUGUGCUUUCUCCAGCUAGACACUGUGAUGAGUCUGUCUUCCUAUUUUAGGUGCAAGCUCUCUCCCAUCAAGUUGUGUCCCCAUGCCUGGGUCCUCUCUAUGAGUGAAGCCUUGCUCUGCCAUGGAACCUGGCUCUGCCCUGGCCUGGCUCCUGCUCCUGAGCCUGCUGGCUGAUUGUCUGAAAGCUGCUCAGUCCCGAGACUUCACAGUGAAAGACAUCAUCUACCUCCAUCCUUCAACUACACCAUAUCCUGGUGGAUUUAAAUGCUUCACCUGUGAAAAGGCAGCAGACAAUUAUGAAUGCAACCGGUGGGCUCCUGACAUCUAUUGUCCUCGAGAGACCAGAUACUGCUACACUCAGCACACAAUGGAAGUCACAGGAAACAGCAUCUCUGUCACCAAACGCUGUGUCCCACUGGAAGAGUGCUUAUCCACUGGCUGCAGAGAAUCAGAGCAUGAAGGCCACAAGAUCUGCACCUCCUGCUGUGAAGGAAAUAUCUGUAACCUGCCACUCCCUCGAAAUGAAACUGAUGCCACAUUUGCCACCACAUCACCUAUAAAUCAGACAAAAGGGCCCCCACACUGUAUGUCGAUGCUCAUGUCCUGCUUGUGGGUGUGGUUAGGACUCACUCUGUAGCAGCUCAAGGCACCAUGGGUAAUAGUGAUGCAUAGGGAUCAUAGGAGCCCCUCGUCAUGCAUGAGUUGUUGACCUGGCAACAUUUCAUACAUAAGACCACAACACUCACACGUGUUAUCACGACGAGGCACUACCAUUGCCAUGUUUCACUGUUGUCAUUUCCAGUCCAGCCAAGACUCUAUCCAAGCCAGCCUGUCCCGAGUACAUUCCCUGGGUUCUAUACCACAAACCUUUGUUUAACUCCAUGAAAGAGCUCUGCAUGUGUUACAACCAGAGGUUCUUGAUUUGGAAUCCAUGUGUGAGCUGUAGGAGGUCCUGGGACCAUCUAAAGAGUGUGUUAUAUGGGUACACGUAAAAGUUUGGGUAAAGAACCACUAGAUUUAUUCUAAUUAUGAAUUCAUGUAUGGUUUUAGAAUCUUACAACUUUGAAUCCCAGUGUGGAUGGACUAUUGUAUUUUCAGUUCCAACCAAGUUUCUCAAAGUGCAAUUUGCUCUACGAAAUUUGCUCAAUUUAGUUUUCCCGAUCUCCUUUUCUUGAGGCCAAGAAUUAUUUCCCUUUGCUUUGCCUGGGAGAUAAAAAGGGGCAAUCAUAAAAGUUUGGUAUUUGUAAGGGUGGCUAGAGAAAGAUUUUCCCCAACUUAAAGGAAUUAGCAUUUAUAAAGUAGUUAUGCUUAUCUCUUUAUAUAAUUACAGAGAUUAGCUUUGAUUGGAGAAUUAAUUUGUUCCACAAAACCUUCCAUUUAACCUGGGCCAAUGGUAUCCCAAAGUUGGACGGGAUUACUUUUACCAGGUGUUGGGUUCCUUUUACGCAUAACUAAUUCAGACGGAGAUGAUGGAAUUUGGGAUAAAAGAGAGACCUUUGAAGGUUAGUUCUAGUUUAUUCUAAGGGCCCAAAAGUGGCCCAGCAUCUUUCAUCAUUAUCUGUAGCUCUUGGUUUCAAAAAGCCUUAUCCUUCCACAUUCCCAGUGAUUUUUUUAGGAUGAAGGUUAUGGAUUAAAUUGUCUUUAGACCAAUAGAUAAGGAAGACAGAAUAUGCUAAGAUUAGAAAAAGGUGGUUUGUAAGACUAGUAAAGAGACUAGUAAAAUAGUAUGGUUUUGUUUCUUUUAGAUAUUGUUUUUGAAGUAGCAGAUAAAAUGUUCACCAUCUUGCAUAUAUUGUUGACACCCAAAGUUACAAUUUUUCUUCUUCCUUGUAAAUUCUUUAAACAGUAUUUAUUUUUAUAUGGCAUAACCAAAAACUAAAAUAUAUCCUGAAAAGUUCUUUAUUCUGAGCAAAUCUUAAUGCUUAUUUUUCAAUAGUGGUAAAGCUUUUAAUAUAUGUUUGUGGAAAGUUAUCUCUAAAAAUUGUACCAGUGUUUGAAAAAAUUUAAUGCAUUAUGAGCAAGAGUAAUAUGCUUGCUUCAAGGUUCCUGCUCAUGGUUUUCUCAGCGGUAUUGUCUCAGAAAUAUUCAGGUGGAAUCCAACACUGGUCAGAAUUUCUGUUGUAUAGUAUGUUUUUGUGUAAUGUGAUGGAGCCAGGACUGAUAUAGAUGACAGCAUGAUGAGGGCCCAUCUGCUGUGCGCAGAAAGCUAUCUUUGGCUCAAAAAAUGAGACCCCCCCUCAGGGACUAAAUGUGAACUGACAGCAGUGACUCUGAUACAAAACAAUCAACAUUAUAUCACAUGGCCUUAAUUCAGAGUUCUGUAGGCUUAUCAUUUUGCACUGGGUGCUUAUAAUUGGAGUUGGGAGUCAAGGGAGAGAAAGCAAGACAUGCAUGAAGCACCUCCUAUGUGCCAGGCACUAUGCUAAGCACUUUACAUAGCUAGGUCAUAUAAUUCCUGCAAGAACCCUCUAAGGAAUAGCAAUAGUAUUUAUACUUUACUAAUGAAGGUUCUGAAGCUCUAGGAAGUUCAAAGCUUUUCCUGAAGAUGAAGCAGAAUGAGUGGACUCAAUGGGAAAGUAAAUUACCCUCCUAGGAAAACAUCUAGGUCUCACUUCAUAGAAAUUUGUCUAUCUUUAUCAUGUGGAGUUUAUCUUACCCCUGCUUCUACAAGAUUCCAUUUGCAUGUGUCCCCAGUUGAUGUUUUUCCCCCCACUGUGGGGAACAAGGUUAUGGCUCCCUAUUGCUAGGAGGAGACAGUUGAUUCCACAUCUAAAGAUGCUAUAAAGCAAUGAAAAUCUGAUGUUGUACAUAUCUACAAGUACAAAUUUGUGCAUGGUCACACUCCACAGACACUUUCCAAGUUCUGCAUGCAAUUUGAAGAAGAAACAAGGGAGUGACAACAACAGAGCCUCACUGGCUGGUGUCCAGGAACCAGGUCCACAAAGCUGGAGACUCAUCCAACCCCCAGGGACUUACUGCAGAUACUGCACAAAUGGCUGCAUGCAUCCCAAACACCUGUCAAAAUGGCUUUUGUUUAAUUCUUUUGAAAGAAAGUGGUUUGUCAGCCCUCUCUUCAGGAAUUAAGGAAGGCUCAUUCAUGUGGUAGUUCCAAGAUUUGUUAGCCAUCUGACUUUUCUACUACAUUAUAUUUUCCAUCAAAACUCAACAUUGGUGAUGGCUUAAAGUGCAGAGAGCCAUGAUGUGUAUAUUAAUAUAUGUGACACUUAUUUAUUUUUAGAUUCCUUCAAACACUCAUGUCAAUAUGAUAUCAAUGCAUAAAUGUUGUAAAUAUUGUACAUUUUGUAAAUAAUGAAUAAAAAUUUUAAGUGUA